This is a messenger RNA of Haliotis rubra (blacklip abalone), 2573 nucleotides long. Its product is annotated as tripartite motif-containing protein 45-like. NCBI's taxonomy places the organism in Eukaryota, Metazoa, Mollusca, Gastropoda, Lepetellida, Haliotidae. The transcript has 4 exons. Gene Ontology annotation, molecular function: protein binding; zinc ion binding. The record is from RefSeq and is a predicted model, not a curated record. Bases 90 to 2075 code for a protein of 661 amino acids.
AUGGUGUUUGAAGUGUCUACUUUCAUUACUUCCUUGAUUGGCCUGUUGACUUCAAUACUGAGAUCUGUCCCGAUGUAUGUGGAUGAGAGAUGGCGACCUCCCAGAAGUUGACAGAACACUUCCUGACAUGCACCAUAUGUACAGAGGUGUUUGACAAGCCCUGUACACUUGUGUGUAAUCACACCUUCUGUCGGAAAUGUGUCGUCAACUACACCAAAACCAGACGGGAAGCCCUCAGUGCCAAGUCUCUCCUGUGUCCAUUCUGCAGGAAGAUGACGAAGGUGUCUGACCCCAAGAGACCAGUGGAGGAGUGGGCGGAUGACGUCAAGCCGAGCUUUGUCAUCCAGGGACUGUUGGACUCGUUUGGCCCCGGAUCUAAAGAUACAACUAACUGCAGUUAUUGCAAGGAGGAAGGGGAAACAAUUCCAGCUACAUCUUGGUGUUCUGUUUGUGACGACGCACUGUGUGAACGAUGUACACGGAUGCACCAACGAAUCCCCUCUUUCCGUCACCAUGACGUAGUUGACCUGUCUGGAGAGACAAGGGUCAAGGUCAAGAGAAAGGUCAUGUGUAAAGUUCACAAGGACGAGAAUAUCAAAUAUCUUUGCAAAGAUUGUAAAACAGCUGUUUGUCAAACAUGUUGCACGAUCCAUCACAGGAAAUGUGAGUUGGUUGUUGAAAUUGAGUCAGAGAUUCCUGCAAUGAAAUUCGAGCUGAGAAAGAACAAAAAGAAUUUGUUAAUGAAACACAAUGAGAUGAAAACACAUGUUGGAAAACAAACCUACAAAGUUGGUGAAGAAUUGGCUCGUUAUGUACAAAUAGAAUCAAACAUCAAGUCUGCAAGUCUCAAAGCAAUACAGAUGAUCAAAACCAAGGAACGGAAACUUCUGUCUGAACUGAAAGAGAUGUCUGACAGACACAUUGGACAGCUGAAGGCAGACAUAAAGUCAGGUGAGAUGUCAGUACAGAUGUAUCAACAACAGACUGAGCUAAUAGACCAGGCUCUACAAUCUGAGUGUGACAUGGAUGUGUAUGAGAUGUAUCAGGGAUGUGAGGCCGGUGAUGUGGAGACUGUCGGAGUCUUAGACGUGGAGGAGAAGGGAAGAAUAGACAGGAUAACAUUCAGACAGGACACGGACAAGCUGAGUAGAACACUGGAAGAUCUCCAUCUGGGUGAGAUACACGUCCAGUAUGACGAUGUGCUGGACCUGAAGGCUGCUCCUGUGUUACAGGGCACCAUUACUGUGCUGGACCUGAAGGCUGCUCCUGUGUUACAGGACACCAUUAAUGUGACUGUAGCAGGAGAUGCAGGUAGAGGAGACCCCUAUCACGUAACAAUGCUAGUGGUGAAUGGUACAGACACAGUGGUAGUUACAGACUACAACAACAAAAGUGUCAAGUCCUUCUACACCAGGAACAGUCAGCCAGGUCACAGCAAGCUCAGUCUGGAAGGUAGACCAUGGGGUAUAACAAGGCUGAAACACAACCAGGUGGCUGUCACUGUGCCGGAUACCAGUCAGAUUGUAACAGUUGAAGUGAACCCUGACCUAGUGAUGCUGUCGACCAUCACAACCAGCAAACAGUACUUGGGUAUAACGUCUCUGACAUCAUCAACACUAGCAGCAAGUGCCAAGUCCCCUCCGUGUGUUGAUAUCCUGGAUAUGUCAGGACACGUGCAGAAGACAGUUUGUCGGGGUCACAGAGGUGGAGACAUCUUAAAGUAUCCCUGCUUCCUCUGUACCACGAGGACAGGAAACAUCCUGGUGUCUGACGGUGGAACCAAGUGUGUCGUGUGUCUGACGCCAGAGGGAGAUGUGGUGUUCAACUACAGACCUACGGGAGACACAGCACUGAAGUACCCACGUGGUAUCACAAGUACCAGCACAGGCGACAUCCUGGUGACAGACUUCUCACUAGACAGAGUCAUCCAUCUGACAGAGUCAGGACAGUUUGUUAGAAACAUACUGACACCACAGGAUGGUGUCAAGAAUCCAUGGGGACUGUGUGUUGGUGGGCGUGGUCGUAUUUACUUGUGUAUAGACAAAGUAGUGAAGGUGUUUACAUACUGUAAGUGAGAGAACGUGUCACAAUCUCUUUCUUUAUGAACAUUUGACUUUUGAUGUGAACGUGACGAACCAAACCUGUUGUAGAAAGACACAGCUUGUAAUGUAAUGAGGGUCUGUGGGGUAGCCUAGUGGUUAAAAUGUUCGCUCCUCACGCCGAAGACCCGGGUUUGAUUCCUUACAUGGGUACAAUGUGUGAAGCCCAUUUCUGGUGUCCCCUGCCGUGAUGUUGCUGGAAUAUUGCUAAAAAGCUAAAAGCGAUAUAAAACCAUACUCUCUCACCUACUGGAACGUAAUGUAAUGUAAGCAGCCAUUACUUCUACUUUAUAUUCAGAUAUAUUGUCUCAGUAACAAUGUGUGGUCCAAAAUCAUGUAGAAUAUUGAUAUUUUGAGUUGUAAUGAUUUUGAAUAAUUCUUUCUUUAAGUGACUUUGAUGAACAAUUGUUUUACAAAAUGUACUGAAUGGGUUGUAGGUCUUAUUGCAUGUUUAACAGCAGUUUUCACUCUCUU